CACGCGCAGCGCGCGCGGCUCGCGCUCGCUCAAGCGCUCGGCCAUCUACAACACCGACUCGGAGUCGGAGACGGCUGACAGCCAGCAGGGCCCCAAGGGGCCGCGGAAGCGCAGCAAGGCGGCCGGCCGGAGCGGACGGCAGCGAGCGGCUCGCGCGCCUGGCGCCGACGGACCGCGGCCGCCGCAGGAGCGGGCCCCCUUCACCACCAUGGGCGAGAGUCGGUGCCUGGUGCCCGGCUGCGACAGCAGCGGCCAUCUCAGCGGCCUCUACGAGAGGCACUUCACCCGCGUGGCCUGCCCGCUCUACCACCGCACCACAGACGCGCAGGCCAAGGACCAGCAGCUGGAGCGCGACAUCCGCGCGUCAGACCGCCAGAAGGCUCUGAACAAGUACCGCCAGGGCCAGGUGACGCCCGAGCAGAAGAACUACCAGUCGCGCAUCUCCAGUCAGCGCCGCCAGACGGCCGAGUCGACCGAGCGCAAACUGGAGCCCGUGGACGAGGACGGUGCGCGUGAGACGGACCUGGAGAACCUGACGCCUGCCUACGACCUGAUGCUCUUCCGCGAGGCGCAGGCGGUGGCCAGCGCGCGGAUCGAGGACGACCUGCGCAACCUGCCGGACACGCCCGGUCUGUACUCGAUCGAGAUGGGCCGCUUCGAGAUGGAGGUGUGGUACCAAUCGCCGUACCCGGAGGACUUUCCCCGCGGCUCCAAGAUGUACAUCUGCCAGUACUGCCUCAAGUACCUGCGCUGCCGCACGUCGCUCGAGCGGCACAACGCCAAGUGUGUGUGGCGCUUCCCACCCGGAGACGAGAUCUACAGGAAAGAGGCGCUCUCGGUCUUUGAGGUGGACGGCCGCCGUUUCAAAUCAUACUGCCAGAACCUCUGCCUCCUCGCCAAGCUCUUCCUCGACAACAAGACUCUGUACUUCGAUGUCGAGCCGUUCCUCUUCUACGUCAUGACCGUGGCCAACUCGGAGGGCUGCCACGUGGUGGGGUACUUCAGCAAGGAGAAGAACUCAUUCCUCAACUACAACGUCUCAUGCAUCAUGACCCUGCCACCCUACCAGCGUCAGGGCUAUGGCAGACUGCUCAUCGAUUUCAGCUACCUGCUGACCAAGACGGAGGGCAAGAUCGGCUCGCCGGAGAAGCCGCUCUCCGACCUCGGCCUCAUCUCGUACCGCAGCUACUGGAAGGACGCCCUGCUGCGCUACUUCGCCGACUUCCGCGGCAAGGUGGUCAGCAUCAAGGAUAUCAGCCAGGAGAUGGCCGCCAACUCUAAUGACAUCGUCAGCACACUGCAGGCAGUUGGUAUCGUCAAAUACUGGAAGAACAAACAUAUCAUCCUCAAGAAGCAGGACAUCUUCGACGAGUUCGAGGAGAAGCGGCGCCGGCGCGGGCCCGACCACAAGGAGAUCGACCCCAAGUGUCUGGUGUGGCGGCCGUUCCAAUCUGCCGACCAGGCGAAGGCGUCGUGACGCGACCGGCCGGCAGGGGCGCGGGGAUGAGCUGCACGCGCGGCCACUCCGUGACCCCGCCGUGUCGCGGUCGGCCGGCAGGGGCGCGGGGGUGAGAUGCCCCCCGCGGCCACUCCGUGACCCCGUCGAUUUGUGGCCACGAUCUGGGAACGGCGCGACUCAGCCGUCCACGUGGGGCGUACUACACGAUCCCCCUGCGGCAGGAGCGCGGCUCAGAGAGAAGCGGUGGGGAGGAAAAGACACCGUUCUCCCGGGCUUUUUCCCGGCGUGGUUUGGUGCGGCGGUCCGCGGUUCGAUGUCGCUGUUCGUGGGAUGGAGGUCGGUGGUCAGUUCUCGUCCCUGGCGCCGCUGGGUCCAGCUGCCGCCGUCUGCACGCCGGUGCCGGCCGGGCCCGGCGAUGGCGGCCGCCAUGUUGUUUGCGGUCGGUCCGUGGCGUGCACGUGUGGGUCCGCCCGACCCGGCGGGAGCCCCUCCUCCCGGAACAGCCGCGGCCGCAGCUGGUCUGGCGGCAUCCCCUCGCUUGGCCGUGUGUUCGUGUGUGUCGUCGAGCUCGCUCCAUCGUGCAUAGUCGUAGGAGUUGUGUGCUGUCUGAAGCACUCUGUCGCGUGUCAUCUGCUCCGCCGCCCGCGCCAUUGCGCAGUGUUCCCCGCUCGUCACAGUCUCACUUCGAAUACAACCGGAAACAGGA
Pollicipes pollicipes is the source of this 2165-nucleotide messenger RNA. RefSeq names its product lysine acetyltransferase chameau (gene chm). The coding region runs from base 209 to 1477 and encodes 422 amino acids. Gene Ontology annotation, cellular component: chromatin; nucleus; histone H3-K14 acetyltransferase complex. The record is from RefSeq and is a predicted model, not a curated record. Lineage: Eukaryota; Metazoa; Arthropoda; Thecostraca; Pollicipedomorpha; Pollicipedidae. Gene Ontology annotation, biological process: regulation of transcription by RNA polymerase II. The transcript has 10 exons. Gene Ontology annotation, molecular function: histone H3 acetyltransferase activity; zinc ion binding; chromatin binding.